AUGAUGGCGACGCCUUUUACGGCCGCGUCGUCCGCGUCAUUCGUCGUCCGACGCGAGAAGCGCCGGCGCCAGAAAGCGAGUGCUCCGACGGGCACGCGACGCACUCCUCGACGAGGCUUUAAGUUUAGCGAUAAGAAAGACAGGGAAGCGAAUGAGGCGCCCGUGGAGGCGACGCCUGUGGGAAAGAGAGCCCCCGGGACCCCUGCGAAAGACAACACGUUUGUGUUCCGCGUCCGAAAGGACGAUGAGAAGGAGGUCGACAAGCAGCACGAAGUGGACGCAGCUGCGGUGUCGACAGCGCUGCGAGAAAAGCAAGAGAAAGCGGCCAGGGCUGAGAUGCGACGACUGGUGCGUCAAAAAAAGCGCGAGGAGGCGGCGCGAGAAGCGCUGAACGAGGAGGAGAUGAAGAAGAAGAAGAUGUCGACCGAUCAGGUGUCGCUCUAUCACAUGGUGCAGCGACAAGUGAAGCGUGAACUCCGUAAGGUGAGAAAAGAGUUUCUCACCUCAGCCGCACGUCGAGACAUAAUGCAGAUCAGCGAGACGAGCCUGCAGGCCAUGAAGCAGGAGCUGAUUGUUUUCAUGGCCGAACACCCGCCAGGGAACGUCACGAUCAAGAUUUCGAACCCCGAAAAUGCUCGGAUACGUGCAGCAAUCGAGACGUACGACCAGCAGCUUAAAAGCUUGGAAGAAGAAGAGAAGCAGUGGCUAGAACUGAAGACUACAGUUGAGAUGGACAGGCAAUUUGCAUGCAGCAACGCAACAAUCGAAGCCAGGAGCACAGACUCGGAGUCCAAUACAGUGAGUACUCAGGACAAGCCCGAUAUCGAAGAAACGUUGCAGCAGGAAGAGCUGUCGUGCGGAUUGGAAGUCACCCGAGGUGUCAAUGCACUCCAGCGCUCGGCGCUGCAGCAACUCAAUUCGACUACGGAACAGCUGACGCUGCUGGACGCGUCCAUGCUGACAGUAAACAGGUUAAUAGUGGAAGCCGAAAUGAAGAAGGCGCGGGUCUUUGACGCAUAUCAUGACAGUGCCUUCAAGGGCUACGGUAACGUAGCGCGACCAAAGGAAAGUCUGCGCGCGCUGCUCGAGUUGCCGGCCCGGGGCGACGUGCCGUAA
This is a messenger RNA of Hyaloperonospora brassicae, 1116 nucleotides long. Lineage: Eukaryota; Oomycota; Peronosporomycetes; Peronosporales; Peronosporaceae. The record is from the annotation of a GenBank genome assembly.